Messenger RNA from Daldinia caldariorum, 2531 nucleotides. RefSeq names its product PP2C-domain-containing protein. The transcript has 3 exons. The coding region runs from base 148 to 2004 and encodes 618 amino acids. Gene Ontology annotation, biological process: protein dephosphorylation. Lineage: Eukaryota; Fungi; Ascomycota; Sordariomycetes; Xylariales; Hypoxylaceae. The record is from RefSeq and is a predicted model, not a curated record. Gene Ontology annotation, molecular function: cation binding; protein serine/threonine phosphatase activity.
AUCUCACCGUCACAAGACUUUAGCCAAGCGCCUCAUAUAUGACGACAGCUCUGUACAGACUCAAGUAUUUGGUGCGCCCAAUUCUUUGACGCCAACCUAGGGAACAAGCGGCGCAGUCUCUCUUCGCAGGGAGGUCUGCUUAAUAGAAUGUUUGGCGGCGGCUCCAGUUCUGCUGCGGCCAAAUCCGAUCCUGCAGCACUCGACUCCACGAAAUCAGAGAAGAAAUCUCUGUCACCGGACCAAAAACACGAACCCGCAUCCGUUGGGACGCCAUCCAAAUCCCCCGAUCAAGCCACCAGCGGCGAGAAGCGCAGCGGAAAUGGUAGCCCACCCGGGCGACAUAAUCCCGACACGGGAAAUCUAGAAAAGAAGCGUAGGAGUUCCGGCGUCGGGAGCAAGGCUAGCAGUCUUAUAGCUAGCGCCAAGAAUAGCUUGAGUUUUGGUCAAGUUAACAACAAGCCGAGCAGUGAUGCCACUUCCCAUACACCUCUACAAAAGCUAGGCAAGCAAGAUCAAACUCUUGCAGUACCUCAAGGCCAGCAUAAUAAUUCCGCUGGUGAAUCCGUCCCAGGUCCGCGAUCUACCUUCCGCGUCGGUGUCUGGGAGGAUAGAAACAAGAAAUGCCGUCGUACGAUGGAAGACACUCACGCGUUCCUCUACAAUUUCUUACAUACCCCUGCACCCGUCCUCACCCAGGAUUCGGGCAACAAGAGCACAAAGUCUCAAAGAUCUACAUCGGAAGAUUCUAAUCCUCAGCCUGAAACGGGCGCACAGGACAUGAUAGAAACUGACAACGGUUACUUCGCGAUAUUUGAUGGACAUGCCGGUACCUUCGCCGCAGACUGGUGCGGAAAGAAGCUACAUCUCAUUCUCGAAGACACCAUACGCCGUAAUCCCAACGUCCCCAUUCCCGAACUUCUAGAUCAGACUUUUACCAGUGUUGAUGCACAGCUAGAGAAGCUUCCUCUUAAGAACAGUGGCUGUACUGCAGCAAUUGCCGUCUUGCGUUGGGAGGACCGCGUCCCUAGUUCAAACUCUGCGACCGGUUCUCAGGCCAUCGCACCUGCCGCUGCCGCCGCUGCCGCUUCCAAGAGCUCGGACACGCUAAAGCCUAGAGAUGCCAAGCUUGAGAACGAUAGCAGCAAUAAUGCCAUUGCCGAAUCGGCCCAUGCAAGAUUGAAGGGUACUGCGGUUCGGCAGCGCGUUCUAUACACGGCAAAUGUGGGUGAUGCCAGGAUCAUUCUAUGUAGAGCUGGUAGAGCAUUACGUCUUUCGUACGAUCACAAGGGUAGUGACGAGAAUGAAGGCAAACGAAUUGCCAACGCCGGAGGCUUAAUCCUCAACAACCGCGUGAAUGGUGUAUUAGCCGUCACUCGAGCUCUUGGUGAUACAUACAUGAAGGACCUUGUGACUGGCCAUCCUUACACCACCGAGACCGUUAUCCAACCCGAGAUAGAUGAGUUCAUUAUCAUCGCUUGUGAUGGGCUCUGGGAUGUUUGUGAAGACCAAGAUGCUGUUAAUCUUGUUCGCGACGAACGAGACCCGGUGGCCGCGUCCAAGAAACUCGUUGACCACGCCCUCGCUCGUUUCAGCACAGACAACUUGUCGUGCAUGAUUGUUCGAUUUGACAAGGCCGCCUUGUUAGAGCAUCAAAACAACAAGGAGAAUCCCAUCGGCGUAGAAGGAGAUAGCUCUGGUGCAGCGGGCAAGAUCAGCGAAGCCGAUAGGAUUGUGAACUCAACCAAGCAGAAGAUUGCUGAAGGUGACACUCCUGCCAUUGGCAUAUCAGCUAGUAACAGCGGCCGAGGCCAUGAUCUUGUACCCAUUGAAGACGGAGAUUCUUUCAAGCCAACUGUCAUCGAAGGCCCUGUUGAGGAGGAGCCCGCAUUGAUAGAAGAUAGCGAUGCACCUGAGGUCAGUACAGACGCAAUCCCGAACGCAAGCAGUCUCGCGACUCCAGACGCAACGUCUCCGAAUACUGCCGGGCCGCCAUCAAAAUCUUGAUCCCGACACUUUCGCAGCGGAACUAGUGUAUUGUUCUUAGGAUUUUUUUUCUUUUCCAUGAACAAACGCGGUCCUACUUUGUAUCCCGCUUCCAAAAGUUGAUGCCGGAACUCGACUCGCGAUAUACCAAGGUUUUCGUCACCUCAAAAACAGCAGGGGUAUGCCUAAGGCUUUUGGCAUGAUGUACAUAUUUCAGGUAAAUCUCAGUCAUUACAUGACCACGACGUUACCAUAGUCAAGAUUAUAGCCCUACGGAGACAGUUGGUUGCGCCGGUCAUUUCAUAUUUGUACUAAGGAGAGACGUCUUUAUGGAGUAAACGAAGACCCGACUACUUCGGGGGACGAAAGUUAGCAGGUGGGCCGCAAAGUCUACCGGCGAUGAUGAUUUGGCUUAGCUUUGCAUGGACUUACGAAAAGGUGUACGUUAUAGGUAGUCACAGCAAUCAAUGCCAUUCGAGCAAUAUGAAAUCUUAUGAUCCAAAUUAUCGGUAUUAUACAAUAGCUAGAUUGGAAAAGUGAGAACCUUA